GAAGAAGCGAGGGUCAGCUGGAAGAGGUUGGUGAUCGUAAAGCCGUGUUUGUUUUUCUGUUGUCAAUACGUCUAAAACAACAACAACAAUUCCUGUUCCUGCCAGAAAGUGAAUUUAGACUUUAGAACACCACCAUGUCUUUGCGGGCCUUGAGGAAACUCCAGGGCGGACGCGGGGAACUCGAUUUCCCAAACAACGUCUCAGAGGAAGAAGAUGAUGAGGAAGAGGAGACCAGGAAUGAGGGCCCCAAGACGUCCCCAUCGUGGCCUCCAAAGGGCAAAAUAGGUUCGAAAUGCUGCUGCAAGGCUCUCCCUCGGAGUCUGAGGUGAAGGAAGACGACGACCUGACAGAGACAGGAGAUGGCAGGGAAGACGGGAGGCAGAACGGAACAUCCCCCCAGCCACCGGUUUCCUCGGGGGCUCGGCGGAAACGCAAGAAGAAGAAGAAGAAAGGGAGGCCAAAGUUCCCAGCCAGUAGUGAAGAUCAGAUGGAUGAUGAUGAUGUGAAUUUCCCUAAUCCACAGAAUGAUGAUGUAGAUGACAUAGACUCGAUCAUUCAGGAAGUGAAUGCCAUCACAGGUGAAACUGGAGUUCAAGUACGGGUUGAGAAGACCACAGCAGUUGACAAGAAUUCUCGCAAUCUCUUGAUGGUGGAGCACAAGCAUCUCAAUCCUCAGAAUGAGAUGAAGAGGAUAUUUGGCUCCCGCGUUGUUCAGGCAAACGAAAACAAGCGCCGUGGCAGACCGAGCAGAUCAGGUCGUUCCACAUGGAUUGUUCAGGGUCAGCCCCAGUGGUCACAGCAUCAAAAACCUGGGAUAUCCAUGGUGCUUGUGGACUCGGACACGCCCUACCCAGUAUUUAAGUAUGUUCAUAGCACGGCCUAUCAACAGUUCCAGUUCAAAUUCCUAGAAGCUGUUGAGUCCUUAAACCCCGAAAAUAUAAUGACACUGCUCAAUCUCGAACCCUUCCACGUGGAUACUCUUCUCCAAGUCUCCGAGAUCUUCCGGUUAGGUGAUGACUCUGCAAUGGCUGCAAUGUUGAUUGAGAGAGCCCUGUAUGUCUUGGAGUCUUCUAGCCAUCCAAUGUUUAAUAUUGCUACUGGGGCUUGUAGGCUUCAGUACCGACAGCAAGAAAACAGGAGUUUUUUCAUAGCUCUAUUCAGACAUAUCUUAAAUGUGGGCCGGAAAGGGUGUUACCGCACAGCCCUUGAGCUCUGUAAGUUGCUCCUCAACCUCUCCCCGGAUGACGACCCUCUGGCUGUCUCCCUCAUGCUGGACUUUUACGCUCUUCGGGCACAGGAAUACAGUUGGCUCGUUGCUCUUUAUGACCUCUACGAACCCACCAAAAAUCUAUCUAUGUUGCCCAGUUUCUCGUUCUCCGUUCCUCUGGCCUUGUUCCAUUUAAGUGAAGGAGUCAACCAUCCCGUAGGGGGAGAUAAGAGAGACACCAACAGAGCCGCAUUUCUUGCUGGAGAUCUAGGAACACGAGAGCAAAUGAGAGAAAGGGCCGACACCAUGCUGCAGCGUGCGUUGGUCAUGUUCCCAGGGGUGCUGAUGCCGCUGCUUGACAAGUGUAGCAUUCAACCAGACCCUGUUGUUGCUAGUCAUGCCUUCUUUGGCCCCACUGCACAGGAUGAGCAGAGCAAAGGGCUCAGUCAGAUAGUCAACUUAUACUGUGGAAGAAACUACCAUGUUUGGAAGGAGGCAGGAGUCAUGUCUUGGCUGGAAGAAAAUGUUAAAACAGUAUUGGAACGUGUGGACAAGGAGGACCCAUUGGUCAAGGAAGGACAAGAGAUGCGCAAAGUUAGAUACCAGGGAACCCCAAUGGCCAUCUAUAGACAUAUUAUUUUAGCCGAGAUCAAGGAUGCAACAGCCUCGCUACCUCCUGCUCUGGCAAACACCCCAGUUAUGAGUUUCGACCCCUUGCCGCCCCCUGACUCCAUCUGCGGCUACACUCGGCCCAUAGUGUCGGCCAACAGAAUGCAGGCCUCGUCUAACAUUCUGGCAUCCUUCUUUCGAUCCCUCUUGCCCAACUACAACCCUAAUGCACCGGACGCAGCAGAGUAAGUGAAAGAUGAAUCG
This is a messenger RNA of Penaeus chinensis, 2080 nucleotides long. RefSeq names its product transcription factor 25-like. The record is from RefSeq and is a predicted model, not a curated record. Lineage: Eukaryota; Metazoa; Arthropoda; Malacostraca; Decapoda; Penaeidae. Gene Ontology annotation, cellular component: RQC complex.